GCUAGCAGCAUCUUAUUUGUGGUAGCAAGUUGAGAGAGACACAGAGAUGGGAGUUUCAGUUGCAGAGGUAGUUGGUGGUUGGAGGUUGUUGUGUCAAUCAGGGUGUUACCAGAAUCGGCGAAAGCUUAACCAGCCAAAGACGCCGUUGUUCCUGCAAAACGCAAUGCCAGUUCGUUUUACUUUAAAUUCAAGGACGAGGCAGACUUCUAUUAUUGCUCCUCGAGCUGAAGGCCGCCAAGCAGGAGAUCAAAACCCCGAAACAUCUUCUCAAGAGGACUUAUGGUAUGCGGGGAAACUGGUGGCGGGUUCAGUUGCCGGUGCGGCUGUAAUAAAGUAUGGCAGCGCUCUAUUCCCUGAGAUAACCACACCCAACAUAGUGUUGGCUCUCCUUAUCAUCACAGCUCCUGUGCUUCUUGCUGUUGUUCUUUUGAUCAAGGAAAGUCUCCUAAAGUCGUAACCACAUUCAUUAUUCCUCGUAUGGUAAAAUCAUGGUAGGAUUAUUUUCAAAUAAGGGAACAAAUUUUUCUAUUCUCUCGUACUCUCAUUGUAUUAAUUAUUAAACUUAUACUAAUGUAAUAGCUCUCCAAGGGGAAUUUUCCACAUGCCCUACAUGUUAUAGGAUGCGUCAUUUUUAAGGAUUAAUGUCUACAUACAAGUGAUUUUGCUAUACAAGUCUUACAAGUUCUCUAAUUCAUAUUACGCUCAAACGUGCUUGUUAUGCACAUAUGUUUCAUGCGCCUCUAAUAAAUUUUUAAUUUUUGAAA
Molecule: messenger RNA, 764 nt
Organism: Arachis duranensis
Lineage: Eukaryota; Viridiplantae; Streptophyta; Magnoliopsida; Fabales; Fabaceae
Exons: 2
Coding region: 47-457 (136 amino acids)
Cellular component (GO): chloroplast
Source: RefSeq, a predicted model, not a curated record